This is a messenger RNA of Phasianus colchicus (ring-necked pheasant), 2131 nucleotides long. RefSeq names its product myotubularin related protein 6 (gene MTMR6). Gene Ontology annotation, biological process: phosphatidylinositol dephosphorylation. Gene Ontology annotation, cellular component: nuclear envelope; cytoplasm. The record is from RefSeq and is a predicted model, not a curated record. Gene Ontology annotation, molecular function: phosphatidylinositol-3-phosphate phosphatase activity; phosphatidylinositol-3,5-bisphosphate phosphatase activity. NCBI's taxonomy places the organism in Eukaryota, Metazoa, Chordata, Aves, Galliformes, Phasianidae.
CCGCCCCGGAAGCGGCAGUAGGUGACGGCCGGCCCCGCCCGGCGGCAGCACGCACUGUUUUCAGCCGUGCGCUCGGGGUCGUCAUGGAGCACAUCCGCACCACCAAGGUAGAGCACGUGAAAUUACUGGAUAGGUUCAGCACCAGCAAUAAGUCUCUGACAGGAACUCUGUACCUUACAGCAACUCAUCUGUUAUUCAUAGAUGCAAACCAGAGAGAGACUUGGAUAUUACAUCAUCACAUUGCUGCAGUGGAAAAGCUUCCCUUGACUACUUCUGGCUGCCCCCUUGUCAUCCAAUGUAAGAACUUCAGAAUAGUCCACUUUGUUGUUCCCAGAGAGAGAGAUUGUCAUGACAUCUAUAACUCCUUAUUGCAGCUGUCAAAAACAGCAAAAUAUGAAGAUCUGUAUGCCUUCUCCUAUAAUCCAAAGCAAAAUGAAUCUGAGCAAGUCAAAGGCUGGCAGCUUAUUGAUCUAGCAGAAGAAUAUAAGAGAAUGGGAGUGCCAAAUGAUUACUGGCAGUUGUCCGAUGCAAAUCGUGAUUAUAAGAUCUGUGAAACAUAUCCUAGAGAACUUUAUGUUCCCAGAACUGCAAGCAAACCCAUAAUCGUUGGUAGCUCCAAGUUCAGAAGCAAAGGAAGAUUCCCAGUCUUGUCCUACUAUCAUAAAGAUAAAAAGGCUGCAAUCUGCAGAUGCAGCCAACCUCUCUCAGGCUUCAGCGCCAGGUGCCUGGAAGAUGAACACAUGUUGCAAGCAAUCAGUAAAGCAAAUCCUUCAAAUCGCUACAUGUAUGUUAUGGACACCAGGCCAAAGCUUAAUGCGAUGGCAAACAGAGCUGCUGGGAAGGGCUAUGAAAAUGAAGAUAACUAUUCUAACAUUAGGUUCCAGUUUGUUGGAAUUGAAAAUAUUCACGUGAUGAGAUCCAGCUUACAAAAACUUCUGGAAGUCAGCGGCACAAAGGGUUUGUCUGUCAAUGACUUCUUGUCUGGUUUGGAGAAUUCUGGAUGGUUGCGUCAUAUCAAAGCUGUUUUGGAUGCUGCUGUCUUCCUUGUCAAGGCAGUAGCAGUUGAGAGCGCGAGUGUGUUAGUGCACUGCUCAGAUGGCUGGGAUAGGACGUCUCAAGUUUGUUCUCUUGGAGCUCUCUUGUUAGAUUCCUAUUACAGAACAAUCAAGGGGUUCAUGGUCUUGAUAGAGAAAGACUGGAUUUCUUUCGGGCACAAGUUCUCUGACAGGUGCUGUCAGUUGGAUGGUGAUCCAAAAGAGAUCUCGCCAGUGUUCACUCAGUUUUUAGAGAGUGUGUGGAAUCUGACUGAGCAGUUCCCACAAGCCUUUGAGUACAAUGAAGCUUUCCUCCUUCAGAUCCAUGAACAUGUCCACUCGUGCCAGUUUGGGAACUUCCUUGGAAAUUGCCAAAAGGAACGAGAAGAACUGAAGUUAAAAGAGAAGACAUAUUCCCUGUGGCCUUUCCUUCUAGAUGAACAAAAGAAAUACCAGAAUCCUCUAUAUAAACCAAGUUUUUCUCCGAAUCUAACUCUUUUGGAGCCUAAUACUGUGUCAUUCAAUUUCAAGUUUUGGAGAAAUAUGUACCAUCAGUUUGAUCGAAGCAUGCAUCCCAGGCAGUCUGUGUAUGAUCUCAUCAUGGACAUGAGUGAACAAAAUAAACAAUUGGAGGAAGACAUCAAACAACUGGAAGCUAAAAUAAAGCAGAAGAGUGGACAGUCAGAUGCAGUCCUUCUGAAAGAACGUCAGCAGUCUGCUCAUCCUGCACCUGUGAUGCUGAAAACCCCUCCAUGCUUCAAGAAGGACCAGCCUCUGAUCCCUUUGAACGAUGCUGUAAGAACUAUAGAGGGCAGCAACGCAGCAGACAAUCGCUACAGUGAAUUCAUGGAAGAGCUUUCAAAAGCUGAGCCUGCUAUUGUCAGCUUGGAGUACGGAGUGGCCAGGAUGACCUGCUGAAAUCUGGCACGGCGCUCCUCUGUCCUAGACUGGCUGAGUUGAAAGACAGAUUGUUUUUGAGGAUGGGUCUGUGCUGCAUGACCAAAACAUGAUUUGUAUAUCUGCAAGUUUUGUUGAUGUAGACUAGAACAGCAUGCUAGCUGUCAGGUGUUUGCUGUUCUUUAUACGCAUAAAAAAAA